AUGCUGCACCUUAUCUGUUGUUUGGGUGCAUGCAAGUGCGCUGGUCUCCGACAAUUACAUUGUUCAGACACUAACCUGUGGAAGCGAUCCCGGUCGGUUAGUCGCAUUGCUGCUUUCCCGCUCGGCACACUAGUUCGAUAUGGAGACCCCGUCCACGUCCAGUACAAGCUCGUGCAGCAGCUGCUUGACACAAUUGCAAAAUACAGCGUGGUUGCCCUGGUCUCCGGAUAUCCGCUGGAGCUUAGCAGGUCGCGAGAAGGACCCUCCUGCUCUAUGGUCCGGUCGUUUCUCUCAUCGCUAACGGUGACACCUGAGCUAAUGUGUCGAGUGGUGCCGACGUUGUGUCUGCCUUUGCCAUGUUUGCUGUGGGAUGAGCGAUUUUCGUCGGUUUCAGCGCAGUGGUACCAGUAUGUUGAAGAGCCCGGACGCCGCGGCCACGUGCGUCCGCUGCCGCAGUGGAAGAAACGUGGUAUCGAUGCGUAUGCCGCGCUCAUUAUUUUACGUGGCGUUCUGGAAUGUGACUGGGCGCGAUACCAGGCACCGCCGCGGACUCUCUAA
Cyanidioschyzon merolae strain 10D is the source of this 558-nucleotide messenger RNA. RefSeq lists its product as hypothetical. Lineage: Eukaryota; Rhodophyta; Bangiophyceae; Cyanidiales; Cyanidiaceae. The record is from RefSeq and is a predicted model, not a curated record. Gene Ontology annotation, biological process: rRNA processing. The coding region runs from base 1 to 558 and encodes 185 amino acids. The transcript has a single exon.